Brettanomyces bruxellensis is the source of this 753-nucleotide messenger RNA. RefSeq lists its product as uncharacterized. The coding region runs from base 1 to 753 and encodes 250 amino acids. The record is from RefSeq and is a predicted model, not a curated record. The transcript has a single exon. NCBI's taxonomy places the organism in Eukaryota, Fungi, Ascomycota, Pichiomycetes, Pichiales, Pichiaceae.
AUGAAUGGGGAUGGAAACAUGAAGCAAACCGGUGGUUUACAGCGAUAUUUUCGGGGCAAGGGUGUAUACCAGCGAGAGGAUUCAGAUGACAGCAGUAAUCAAAGUAGUUCAGAAGAAAGUGAAGAAAAUGAAUCAGAGGAAAGUGAGCAGGGUAUGCCGAUAAUGAAAGUGAAGUUUCAAAAGAAGGCUAAGUCGAGUGAUAAGAGAACAGUUGAGGGAGUGGUAGGGAACGAAAUUGGUAAAGACGAGAAACAUGAGCAAGAAACUAAAAAAGAUACAGAGAUAGAACAUUCAUUUGAAGAAAGCAAUUCGGAUAUGGAAAGCGAUUCGGAUACGAAAGGCAAUGCAGAUACCGAAAGCAAUCGAGAUUCAGAGAGUGAUGAGAGCUCCGAAAGCUGCAGUUCAGAAAGUUCGGGCCAAGAAAUUAUCCAUGUAUCAAAGAAAGUGAGGUUUCAACGAAAGAAAAGAACAGCGAAUACUGGUAAAAGCGAUGAUAGUGAGGAUUUACAGAAAGAGAAAUCCAGGAAAAUAUUGAAAGGGAUCAAACGGAACAUGGCUGAAGUUGACAGGGAAGAUAUGGAGCAAAAACUUAGGGGAGGAUGGGGAAAAAUUGAAGACCAAAUAGUUGCACACCUAGAUGAUAACGAUGAAGCAAGCCCCAAAUUAGAGUAUGAGCAGUGGAAAAAGAGGGAGAUGGCAAGACUAUGGAGAGAAAGAGAGGAGAUGAUUAAGAGAGAGAAGAUGAUGGGAUAG